Molecule: messenger RNA, 2066 nt
Organism: Ricinus communis (castor bean)
Lineage: Eukaryota; Viridiplantae; Streptophyta; Magnoliopsida; Malpighiales; Euphorbiaceae
Exons: 4
Coding region: 125-1555 (476 amino acids)
Molecular function (GO): acetylglucosaminyltransferase activity
Source: RefSeq, a predicted model, not a curated record
CGCCUUUGAUUGCGCCAGUUAACAUCAGGUUCAUUUAUACUUCACAUAUCGACUCUGUCAUUUUCUUAAUAUCAGACAAAGUUGUACACAAAGCUCAAUCAAUUUCAUUCUCUUCUCCUUGGAAAUGCAGUCUCUUGCCAAGGAUUCACCACUUGCCAAAUCCCAUUAUCCCUCUCGUUUCAUAACCAUCCUUAUAUUAUCAUCAUCAUCCUUUUGUAUCAUUUACCUUCUUAUAUCAAUCUUCCUAGUAGGUAUUUCAAAGGUGGCACAUGUAGGUUCUUCUUUAGAGGAUUUUAAUGCCCCAACAAAUCUCGGACACGUUGUUUUCGGAAUUGCUUCGAAUCAGAAGUCAUGGCCGAAAAGGAAAGAGUAUGUUAAGCUAUGGUGGAAUCCACAGCAAAUGCGAGGAUGUGUUUUCUUGGAGGACAUGCCGCAGGAUGAUGCAAAUGAUACUACUUCUUCUCUUCCUCCUGUUUGUAUCUCUGAAGACACCUCCAGAUUUCGUUAUACUUUUAGGAACGGUCUUCGGUCAGCAAUCCGUGUGGCGCGAGUGGUUUCUGAAACAGUGAAGCUCAAUCAUUCUGAUGUUCGCUGGUAUGUUUUCGGGGAUGAUGAUACGGUUUUCUUCACGGAGAAUUUGGUGAAAACUCUGUCCAAAUAUGAUCAUGGGCUGUGGUACUACAUAGGGUCUAAUUCAGAGAAUUUAGAGCAGAACAGAUAUUUCAGCUUCGAAAUGGCCUUUGGUGGGGCAGGAUUUGCUAUCAGUUAUCCACUUGCAAAAGUUCUGGCCAAGGUUUUUGAUUCUUGUACUGAACGAUAUCCACAUCUCUAUGGAAGUGAUUCCAGGAUCUCUUCUUGCUUGGCCGAGCUGGGUGUUGGAUUGACUCGUGAGCCUGGCUUCCAUCAGGUUGAUCUUCGGGGUAAUAUGUUUGGUUUGUUAACUUCACAUCCCUUGUCACCAUUAGUGUCUCUCCAUCACUUUGAUGACUUAGACCCAAUCUUCCCUAACAUGACCACUAUAAAUUCACUAGAGCAUCUCUUUAAAGCUGUGACUGUGGAUUCCCAAAGAGUUUUGCAAAAAACAGUCUGCUAUGAUCGAUGGUUUUCUUGGACUAUCUCAGUGGCAUGGGGUUAUGCUGUUGAGAUCUAUGGAAAGCACAUAUUUCUGCCGGAUACUCUUCCUGUCCAGGUCACAUUCCAGAAAUGGAUAAAAAAGGGCUCACUUCUAGCAGGAGCAUAUACAUUUAAUGUAAAAGAACCUCACCCUGAUCCAUGCCAAAGACCAACAAUUUUCUUUCUGGAUCAUGUUUCUUCUAGUAGGGAUGGUAUCACUACUCAUUACAAGAAAAGUUACACGAAUUGCUCAUAUGACAAGGCUUCACCAAGGAAACUAGAAGAGAUCAAAGUGUUCUCUCAUAAGCUUGACCUUAGUGAUAAACAGCUAUGGUCUCCAAGGCGGCAAUGUUGUGAUGUUUUACGUUCUUCAGGUAGCAAAACAAUGGAAAUUGGAAUUAGAGAAUGCAAGGAAGAAGAAUUAAUUCACAUGCAUCCGUAAUUAUAAGCCACUCAUUUAGAGUAUAGCUUAAUCAUUUCAGCCAAAUCCAGGCUGGUGAUGCAGCUUAUGACUUUUUGUCAAUUUUGAUGGGGAGACUUAAUUUUCAGAGUUAAAGCAGAGGGUUUAUGGUUAUGACUUUUCGAGAGGUUCAAGGAAGGGUAACAUGGUGCUGCUCAUAGCUAGCCUUAAUUUUACAUGAGCUUACUUCAACAAGCAAGCUAGAUAGCUUUACAAUAAAUACUAUAGUCUUGAGAUCCCCUUUUGUAGUAUUUUGUGUGUAUAAGUUUAUUGCAUCUUGUACAAAGAGAAAGACAAAUAAAUAUAUGAAGAACCUAGCAUAUAAAUAGUGAAAGAUAAAUAAAUACUAGAAGCCUUCCAUACACUAUGAAAUUGGGCUAUCAGACAGCAGAUUAACCCAAAGUAGUGAACGAAUUUCAUUAAACUCUUGUACCUGCAUAAGCAUUACAUUCUUUAAUUAUUAAUCCAUGUUAAAUUCUCGGGUCCCUAGGAA